UUAGUGAUUUUCUCAGUAUUUAUCUUCUCUAUUACCAUCUCGGAGUUGGUCGUGUCUCAGAGCUGUCCAGCAAUAUAUCGACGACUCAGCGAAAAUCAUUCUUAUUGCAUGUCUUCAACAUGCAAGGUGGUAGCAGGAGGAAAAGUUUCGGAGAGUGAUAAACAAACAAUAUUAAAAGUGCACAAUGAAUUAAGAAGUAAAUUGGCAACUGGAAAGGAAACUCAAUAUCAAAAAUUGCCCUCUGCCGCUAACAUGAUGCAAAUGGAAUGGGAUGAUGAAUUAGCAGCUAUAGCUCAAGCCCAUGCGAACCAAUGUAAAUUUGAACACGAUUCCGGAGAUCAGCGUGCAGUAGGGAACUUUAGCGUUGGACAAAAUCUCUUUCAAUCAGCCGGAAGUUUAUCUAUAAAUUGGAAUGGAGUUAAAAUGUGGUACACUAGCGAAGUAAAAUAUUUCCAUCCAGAAUACAAUAAUCCCUUUCAAUUUCAAAGCACUUACGGACAUUUUUCUCAAGUUAUUUGGGCAAAGACGUGGAAAGUUGGAUGUGGUGUAGCCGGAUAUGAAGAAAAUGGUGUCAAAAAGGUUCUGUAUACUUGUAACUACGGACCGACCGGAAAUUUGGGUGGUUCAGAAGCGUACCAAGUAGGAUCUGCAUGUUCUGCUUGUCCUAAAAACACUAAAUGUUCCGAUACUUAUCCGGGAUUAUGUAAUAUUCAGAGUCUUCCAAUAUCAAUCAUUACUGUAAUUUAUGUUGAUUAUUAUCUGUAUAGUAUGCGAUGUAGUGUACAUCAAGCUAUAGAUAACUGUCCGAGUUUCAUCCCUCAUCUGAGUUCAAACGUCUUGUAG
Messenger RNA from Centruroides sculpturatus (bark scorpion), 843 nucleotides. RefSeq names its product CRISP/Allergen/PR-1-like. The transcript is spliced from 6 exons. NCBI's taxonomy places the organism in Eukaryota, Metazoa, Arthropoda, Arachnida, Scorpiones, Buthidae. Gene Ontology annotation, cellular component: extracellular region. The annotation marks the transcript as partial. The record is from RefSeq and is a predicted model, not a curated record.